AGUUACUAGAGCCUUCUUAAGGCCCCCACAAGGACGGCUGUAGCUAGAAACCACCACCCUCACCAUGAGCCCCAGGCAGCCCCUGGUCCUGGUGCUCCUGGUGCUGGGCUACUGCUCUGCAGCUCCCAGACCACACAAGCCCACCCUCGUGGUCUUCCCCGGAGACUUGAGAGCUGAUCUCACUGAUAAGCAGCUGGCUGAGGAGUAUCUGUUUCGCUAUGGCUACACUCAUGUGGCCGAGAUAAACGACGACAAGCAGUCCCUAGGUCGGGCGCUGCGGCUUCUCCAGAGGCGCCUGUCUCUGCCUGAGACUGGGGAGCUGGACAAAACCACCCUGGAGGCCAUGCGGGCCCCGCGCUGCGGCGUCCCAGACCUGGGCAGAUUCCAGACCUUUGAGGGCGACCUCAAGUGGCACCACCACGACAUCACUUACUGGAUCCAAAACUACUCGGAAGACUUGCCGCGCGACGUGAUCGACGACGCCUUUGCCCGCGCCUUCGCGCUCUGGAGCGCGGUGACGCCGCUCACCUUCACUCGCGUGUACGGCCCUGAAGCCGACAUCGUCAUUCAGUUUGGUGUUAGGGAGCACGGAGAUGGGUAUCCCUUCGAUGGGAAGGACGGGCUCCUGGCACACGCCUUUCCUCCGGGCCAGGGCAUUCAGGGAGACGCCCACUUCGACGACGAAGAGUUGUGGUCUCUGGGCAAGGGCGUCGUGGUUCCGACCUACUUCGGAAACUCAGAGGGCGCCCCCUGCCAUUUCCCCUUCACCUUCGAGGGCCGCUCCUACUCCGCCUGCACCACGGACGGCCGCUCCGACGACGUGGCCUGGUGCAGCACCACGGCCGACUACGACGCCGACCGCCGGUUCGGCUUCUGCCCCAGCGAGAGACUCUACACCCAGGACGGCAAUGGGGACGGCAAGCCCUGCGUGUUUCCAUUCACCUUCGAGGGCAAAUCUUACUCCACCUGCACCACCGACGGUCGCUCGGACGGCUACCGCUGGUGCGCCACCACGGCCAACUACGACCAGGACAAACUCUUUGGCUUCUGCCCGACCCGAGUCGACUCCACGGCGACCGGGGGCAACUCCGCAGGGGAGCCAUGUGUCUUCCCCUUCAUCUUCCUGGGCAAGGAGUACUCGUCAUGCACCAGGGAGGGCCGCGGAGAUGGGAACCUCUGGUGCGCCACCACCUCGAACUUUGACAGAGACAAGAAGUGGGGCUUCUGCCCGGACCAAGGUUACAGCCUGUUCCUUGUGGCCGCCCAUGAGUUCGGCCACGCACUGGGUUUAGAUCACUCAUCGGUGCCGGAAGCACUCAUGUACCCCAUGUACAGCUUCACCGAGGGGCCCCCCCUGCAUGAGGAUGAUGUGAAGGGCAUCCAGCAUCUGUACGGUCCUCGCCCUGACCCUGAACCACGGCCUCCAACCGCCCAGCCCACCGCUCCACCACCCGGCUGCCCUACGGGGCCUCCCACUACCCGCCCCUCAGAGCGCCCCACUGCUGGCCCCACAGGCCCCCCUGCAGCUGGCCCCACGGGUCCCCCCACUGCUGGCCCUUCUGAGGCCACUACAGUGUCUUUCAACCCAGCAGAGGAUAUAUGCAAAGUGAACUUCUUCAACGCCAUCGCGGAGAUCGGGAACCGUCUGCAUCUCUUCAAGGAUGGGAAGUACUGGCGAUUCUCUGAGGGCAAGGGGCGCCGGAUGCAGGGUCCCUUCCUUAUCACUGACUCGUGGCCGGCGCUGCCCCACAAGCUGGACUCCGCCUUUGAGGACCCGCUCACCAAGAAGAUUUUCUUCUUCUCUGGGCGCCAAGUGUGGGUGUACACAGGCGCGUCGGUGCUAGGCCCGAGGCGUCUGGACAAGCUGGGCCUGGGACCGGAGGUGGCCCAAGUCACUGGGGCCCUCCCGCAAGGCGGGGGUAAGGUGCUGCUGUUCAGCUGGCAGCGUUUCUGGAGGUUCGACGUGAAGACGCAGACCGUUGAUCCUAAGACCCCCAGCUCCGUGGAGCAGCUGUUCCCCGGGGUGCCCCUGAACUCGCACAACGUCUUCCAGUACCAAGGGAAAGCCUACUUCUGCCAGGACUGUUUCUACUGGCGUGUGAAUUCUCGGAAUGAGGUGAACCAGGUGGAUGAAGUGGGCUACGUGACCUUUGACUUCCUGCAGUGCCCCAAGGAUUAGGGCUUCCCAUCCCGCUUCGGCACUGCAGAGUGGAUCCUAGGGGGACCAUCCCAAUGGAGAAGGAGCCAGUUUGCCGGAUACAAACUGGUGGGUUUGUUCUGGAGGAUAAGGAAGAGUUGAGGUGGGCUGGGCCCCUCUCUUUCCACCUUCCUUUUUUGCUGGAAUGUUUUUAAUAAACUUGAAUUCUUUAACCUUGA
This is a messenger RNA of Leptonychotes weddellii (Weddell seal), 2376 nucleotides long. RefSeq names its product matrix metallopeptidase 9 (gene MMP9). Gene Ontology annotation, molecular function: zinc ion binding; metalloendopeptidase activity. Gene Ontology annotation, cellular component: extracellular matrix. Lineage: Eukaryota; Metazoa; Chordata; Mammalia; Carnivora; Phocidae. Gene Ontology annotation, biological process: extracellular matrix organization; proteolysis; collagen catabolic process. The record is from RefSeq and is a predicted model, not a curated record.